CCAGGUGUAUGCCACUACCUAACUCCAUCUAUAAAUACACCCCCAUUGCCGUAGGGUUGGAAGUCUCUCUCUCUCUCUGAUCACUCCGCCGAGAAGAGAACACAACGAAUCUUCAACAAUGGCGGAAGAAGAAGAGAUCCCUAAAUCACGAGGCACCGUAAAGUGGUUCCACGACCACAAGGGCUACGGCUUCAUCACCCCCGACGACGGCGGCGAGGACCUCUUCGUCCACCACUCCUCCAUCCAAUCCAACGGGUUCCGCACCCUCCGCGUCGGCCAGCUCGUCGAGUUCCACAUCGCCCUCGAACAAGAACGCACCAAGGCCGUCCACGUCACCGGUCCCGACGGAUCUCCCCUCGACAACAAGACCCCUAACGGCGGUAAUAGACGCCGUGAUAGUAACAACGGUGGUGGGUGCUACAACUGCGGGGAAAGCGGACACUUGGCGAGGGAAUGUCGCCGCCCCGUUGCGAGUGGUGGUGGUGGAGAUAGGGGCUGUUUUAAUUGCGUGGAGAGUGGACACGUGGCCAGGGAAUGUCGCCGUCCCGUGGCGAGUGACGGUGGUGGAGAUGGGGGUUGUUAUACCUGCGGCGAUUACGGACACAUGGCGAGAGACUGCAACCGCAGCGGCCGCGGUGGUGGUGGAGAUGGGGGUUGUUAUAACUGUGGUGAUUAUGGACACGUGGCAAGGGACUGCAAUCGCGGCCGCGGUGGUUUUAAUGGUAAUGGUGGUGGCGAUGUUGAGUGUUAUACUUGCGGGGGGCAAGGACACAUAGCCAGGGAGUGCCCUAGUGGGCGGAGAAAAAGCGGCGGCGGCGGCAGUGGUGGUGGUGGAAGGGGGUGCUAUAACUGUGGGGAACAAGGGCACUUUGCUAGAGAAUGCCCUAAUCCCUCAGCAGCUUGAUGAUAUGAAAAAGAGUGAAGCUCUCUCUUUUUCUCGACUUUUCUUUUGAUAUACUCCACCUUUAUCUGCUAGUAGUAUUUUUUCUUUUAUACGUUAUCGUUUUAUUUUAUUUUGGCAGCGAUCCACUGUUAGUGAAGCCUAUUUUCCCUGUUGGUUAGACAUGCAUUGAUGGUGGUUCGGUUAUUGAUCUAGGGUUUUUACUUCGUUUUAUGAUCAAACUCGGGAUGAUGUUAUUGGAUUUUCUUCAAGUGUUUAUAUUAUCAAGUUUAUUGGAUUUAA
Rhododendron vialii is the source of this 1183-nucleotide messenger RNA. Its product is annotated as cold shock protein 1-like. Bases 119 to 904 code for a protein of 261 amino acids. Gene Ontology annotation, molecular function: zinc ion binding; nucleic acid binding. Lineage: Eukaryota; Viridiplantae; Streptophyta; Magnoliopsida; Ericales; Ericaceae. The record is from RefSeq and is a predicted model, not a curated record. The transcript has a single exon.